Molecule: messenger RNA, 4523 nt
Organism: Callithrix jacchus (white-tufted-ear marmoset)
Lineage: Eukaryota; Metazoa; Chordata; Mammalia; Primates; Cebidae
Gene: SLC25A24
Product: solute carrier family 25 member 24
Biological process (GO): transmembrane transport
Cellular component (GO): mitochondrial inner membrane
Molecular function (GO): calcium ion binding
Source: RefSeq, a predicted model, not a curated record
UAUGUCUUAAACAUGUAAAAUAAUAUAAGGAAAAGUAAGUUCAGGGUCUGAAUUCCUGGCUUUUGUUGGAACAACUGAUUUCUGUCUAGUGAUUGAGAAGAUGUGAGACGGCCUAAUUUACGAGUACACAGGUGACUUCUUUCCUGCAAACCGCAGUACAACAGUUCCUCUUAAGCAUCUGUGAAUGAACACAAUUAUUACAAUUAAUGAUAUCGCAGUUGAUUGGCGCCUUGGAGAAUUAAGACCUUUCACACAUAAUACACAACCUUGUUGUGAAGGCAGGUAUUUAUAUUCUCAUUUCACUGAUGAGAGACUACCCGGAGAGGCCACGACAAAUCUGAAAGAUUAUGUACUUUCUCUGUUAAGUCCAAUGUUCCUUUCGUUAUUCCAUGCGAUACAGUAACACAUUCUUGCCUGAGUAAUGAAGUCCAAACCUCAGAACUGCACCCAUCUUGAGAAGGAGGAGGGUGCUGAUGUUUUUCUGAUAAAUGCAGCUGGCAGACACUGUACACGCUUAAUCACAGGCAAAUCCUAGCUAAGCUGUCUACCAAACUAGUCCCUCUUUUUCCCAUUGCCCACUCGAAUGGCUGUUGAUCUUUUCUUCAGAAAAUCCUGGUGUUUCUCCUUUUUGUUUUUAUAAUUGCUCCAAUAGAUGCUUUAAGAUUUAACUCUCUGCUUCUUAAAGCAGAAUCUCCAUCCCAGGUAUGCAACCACGAAAAAGUGAGAGAUCCGUGAAAGACAACGCCCACCAUGGCCCAGUUUCCAGACAGAGAAGCAGUUCUGGGCUGUCUGCCAAGGCUCCAGCCCGAGGGGUCUUUAAGCGGAGUAACCGUUCUUCAAGCCCCCGCUCCUAAGUCACUGCGCUGACGCUCCAGCCCGGGGCUUCCUCCUCGCACCCGCACCGCUGACAGCGGGACUGGGAACUGGGCGGAGGUCGCCCCGGGCCGCACAGCCCCUCCCGAGACCCAGCCCGCCGCUCCCUCACUUCCUGCCCUCUGGUGGCUGGCCCCGCCAGUCCCGCGGAGGCCGGCGCGGCAAGCUCCGCCCCAGCAGCUGCGGGACGGCCACACCCUGCGCGCCGCGCGGGCUCGGGUGGGGUCUCCCCUCCUGCGCCCUGCGCGCCGCAGCCGCGCCCCCGCCGGCGCCCUGAACGCUGUUGCGCAGCGCGCCCCGCCCAGCCAGGCAUCGCGCGGGUGCUGAUCGCGCCCCGUAGCCCCCGUCUCCCGAGACUUCCUCGGCCCGGCCGCCCGCGCCUCCGGGACCAUGCUGCGCUGGCUGCGGGGCUUUGUGCUGCCCACCGCGGCCUGCCAGGACGCGGAGCCGUCGACGCGCUAUGAGACCCUCUUCCAGGUGCUGGACCGCAACGGAGACGGAGUGGUGGACAUCGGCGAGCUGCAGGAGGGGCUCAAGAACCUGGGCAUCCCCCUGGGCCAGGACGCGGAGGAGAAAAUUUUUACUACUGGAGAUGUCAACAAAGAUGGGAAGCUGGAUUUUGAAGAAUUUAUGAAGUACCUUAAAGACCAUGAGAAGAAAAUGAAAUUGGCAUUUAAGAGUUUGGACAAAAAUAAUGAUGGAAAAAUCGAGGCUUCAGAAAUUGUCCAGUCUCUCCAGACACUGGGUCUAACUAUUUCUGAAAAACAGGCGGAGUUGAUUCUUCAAAGCAUUGAUGCAGAUGGGACAAUGACAGUGGACUGGACUGAAUGGAGAGACUACUUCUUAUUUAAUCCCGCUACAGACAUUGAGGAAAUUAUCCGUUUCUGGAAACAUUCCACAGGAAUUGACAUAGGGGAUAGCUUAACCAUUCCAGAUGAAUUCACGGAAGAUGAAAAAAAAUCCGGACAGUGGUGGCGGCAGCUUUUGGCAGGAGGCAUUGCUGGUGCUGUCUCUCGAACAAGCACUGCCCCUUUGGACCGUCUGAAAAUUAUGAUGCAGGUUCAUGGUUCAAAAUCAGACAAAAUGAACAUAUUUGGUGGCUUUCGACAGAUGGUAAAAGAAGGAGGUAUCCGCUCCCUUUGGAGAGGAAAUGGUACCAAUGUCAUCAAAAUUGCUCCCGAGACAGCUGUUAAGUUCUGGGCAUAUGAACAGUAUAAGAAGUUACUUACUGAAGAAGGACAAAAAGUUGGAACAUUUGAGAGAUUUAUUUCUGGUUCCAUGGCCGGAGCAACUGCACAGACUUUUAUAUAUCCAAUGGAGGUUAUGAAAACCAGGCUGGCUGUAGGCAAAACUGGGCAAUACUCUGGAAUAUACAAUUGUGCCAAGAAGAUUUUGAAACAUGAAGGUGUGGGAGCUUUUUACAAAGGUUAUGUUCCUAAUUUAUUAGGUAUCAUACCUUAUGCAGGCAUAGAUCUUGCUGUGUAUGAGCUCUUGAAGUCCUAUUGGCUGGAUAAUUUUGCAAAAGACUCUGUAAACCCUGGAGUCGUGGUGUUGCUGGGAUGUGGUGCCUUAUCCAGCACCUGUGGUCAGCUGGCCAGCUACCCAUUGGCUUUGGUGAGAACUCGCAUGCAGGCUCAAGCCAUGUUAGAAGGUUCCCCACAGCUGAACAUGGUGGGCCUCUUUCGACGAAUCAUUUCCAAAGAAGGAAUACCAGGACUUUACAGAGGCAUCACCCCAAACUUCAUGAAGGUGCUCCCUGCUGUAGGCAUCAGUUAUGUGGUUUAUGAAAAUAUGAAGCAAACUUUAGGAGUAACCCAGAAAUGAUGCUGAAUUUUCUUUUUGCUUUAGCAAAAUUGAAACUUUCAACAAUCCCUGGAGUGACUUUUUCUCCUCAAAUUGAAACAAGUCUAUGGCCAAAGAAACUGUAUUUCUUUCACAAAAGGGAAGAUGAUAACAAUGCAACUUUUCAGCUCAAUUAUAUGUACACAGAAAUGUUAAAAACAUAGUUUUAAUACGUUUUGAAAAGGCCACACAAUUAUACUUUAUCUGUUCUUAAUAGUCCUUCUGCAAAUCUCUGCCCUGAAUCCGAAAUCUGAAAAUGUACUUGCUUAAACAAAAUGUGUUUUGUGUGGUUAAGUUAUAAAUCAUUCAUCUUUUCUUUGGGCGGUUCACGUUUAUGCCACUUCCUUUAUACUUAAAUGUCUUGUUUUAUGUAGUUUGAGUAUCUUUAUAGAUUUCUUUAAAUUUCCUUGUAGAACCAUUAAUAGAAAAAUCAUUACAUUUAAAAUAUACCUUACAGCCAAAGCAUCCUAACAAGUGCAGGGUUUAUGUCCUUAUUCUUCUUUCAGCUGAAUAGGAAUGAACACAAUGGUAGCAUUUCUAAAGAGAAGUGAUAAAAUUAUCUUUACUUCAGUGGGUACUUUUCUAUUUUACAUGUACCAUUAUUUGGUUCCUGGAGUUAAACAUUAAUUUUCAGUAUAUUACUGUUAAAUUGUCAGCACAAGGCAACUUAAUUGAAAGAUUCUGUUCUGCCAUUCCUUUGAAAAGCAGCAGGAAACAAAAUCCUUCGACUUAUAACGGCUUCUGAAGAGCAUCUUUUUUCCUUUGUCCUUUGUUUCCUCCUUUUUAAAUCAGAUUUCAUUUUAAUCAGGAAGACUUCUUGGGACCAUUCUUAGUAACCUGAAAUUUCUUUUUAAAUUACGUGAAGUGGGUUGAUCAUGAGCCAAUGACGUGCUUAUUUCUCCCUCAUUGUUGAAUAUCUUAGAACCCGCUGUUCUCAAUUUGGACAGCAUAAAGGUGAGAGGUACAUAUUAGUAGUACGUAUUACUCAUGCAUUAGAUACCUACAUUUAAAUGAAAGGCCCAAUUUGUAAACACAUACUUCCAUAUUCUCUCUUGCUCCAAGUUUUAGGAACAUGUUAUGAUAUAGGAGACUUAAUUUACAAUAAUGAUAGCAUUUUUAAAUUUUACUAAAGCCAUUUUUAUAGUCAACUAUCUUUUCUUACUUGUGUGAUUAGAACUUAGAAAAAUAUUUACUAAUUGAAGUUAUUGUCACUUUGUAAUUUAGUUCUUAAAAUCAUUUGACUUCUAAUAAUUUCUGUUAUAAAUUGCCAGCAUUUUAAUGAAAAUCGAAUGACGACAUAAUAGGCAAUUUUUGAACCUACCUCUUUUAUUUUCUGAACCAAAGAGAAAGAUGAAUGUUUGUGAAGCAUUUUCAAAAAUGUAGUUUCAUUAUAUUAGUUAUGUUUGAUAAAUGUCUCAGUAUUUUUAUAAUAUGAUAAGCCUGGGAUUCUACCUUAAGGGUUCUUUGUACUUCUGAAUAAUAUAUAAAAUGACAAUAUAAAGGUACAUGAUCAGCUCUUUGUAUUUUUUUUCAUAAAAAUUAUGGAAAUGAAUAAUUUUAGUAACAUUUUUGAAAUUCCAAACUUCUGGAAAAUAUGAAAAUAUUCAUUGUUCAUUAUGAAUUUAAAUUGUUCCCUAUUUAACAUUUGUAAGGCGUGAAUGUGAUUUGUCUGUACAUCUUGUAUCUUUUCCAAAAAAUGAUUCUGUAUCUUUCGGAAAAAAGCCAAGAGUUGAAGAUAGUGUAUAUCUGGCAUUACUGAAUAUUUUCUUGCAAUGUCUAUCAAAAAUAUAUAUUUGUUUUUAAAAUGA